Molecule: messenger RNA, 1968 nt
Organism: Closterium sp. Naga37s-1
Lineage: Eukaryota; Viridiplantae; Streptophyta; Zygnematophyceae; Desmidiales; Closteriaceae
Source: the annotation of a GenBank genome assembly
AUGCUGCCUGCUUACUGCCGGCCCGCCCUCUGCUGCCCUGCGCUGCCUGCGUGCGCCCUGCCUGAGCCGCCUGCGCAUUGCCCUGCGCUGCCCGCUCCCUGCCCUAUCUUGCGUUGCCAAGACGCCAGCUCGCGCCCCUGCCGCCGCGCGCUGCCCUGCCCUGCCCUGCUUGCCCUGCUUGCGCGCAUGCUGCUGCUGCCUGCACCCGCCCUGCCAAGCCGCCCUGCCAAGCCGCCUAGCCACGCCGCCCUGCCGAGCCGCUCCCCCUGCACUAGUGCUGCCUUUGCCCGCGCACCAGUGCCGUUCUGCACCAGUACAGCAGCUACUGCCGCCCUUACUGCUGCUACUGCUACUACUGCCACUGUUGCAGCUGCUGUUACUGCUACUAUGACGACUCCCACUGUGCUCACCUUUGACGCCGAGGGCCACGCGAUAGAUUUUGAGACCUGGCUAGAGGACCUCCACUGGUACCUGCAGAGCGUUACUAGGGAGAAUGCAUCUCUUUUUGAGCAUACCUCGGGGUCCCUCGAUGCCCUUGCUGCCUCAGCUGACCACGUAGACAAGUCCCAGUGGACUUCUCAUGACGCUACUGCCGCUCUUUCUGUCCGCACUCACCUUCCGCUAGACCAGCGCACCCACUUUCGCCAGCUUAAGACGGCCAAUGCACUUUUCGAUGCUGUAAUCAAGCGCUACUCCUCCCCGUCGUCUGCCACUGUAGGCCGUCUGGCGCUGCCGUUCCUCUUUCCUGAGCUGUCACACUUCACCACUAUCACCCUCGCCUCGUUUGAGUCCCGUCUCUUAGAGGCUGAGUCCGCUGCCCUAGAUGUCGCUGCCUCCCGUGGCACUCCUCUCCCGUCGGUCUUUGAGGGGUGCCCCCCCUCCCUGCUCGCGCCGUCUGUUGCCUCUGCUGCUGCUGUGGACUUCCUUAGUGCUGAGGAGGUCGGUGCUGCGUCUGCUCGUAGUGGGAGGCGCCGCAGCGGCAAGGGCAAGGGUGGCAAGGGUGGGGGUGGUGGGGGUGGCGGGGAUAGCGGUGGUGGUGGCGGGGGUGGUGGUGGUGGGGGAGGAGGAGGUGGAGGCGGCAAAGGAGGAGGAGGGGGUGGUGGGAGCAGUGGGGGUGGUGGAGGGGGUGGGGGUGGCACUCGGAGUGGAGCUGGCGGAGGAGGAGCUGGAGGUUCGGCCACUCGCACAGCUGCGUCUGGUGGUGCAGCGGGUGGUGGAGGUGGCUCUGGGGGUGGUCAGCAGCAGCAGCUGAGUCGACAGGUGCCGCUCUCGUCCCAACAGCUUCGUGAGUGGGCGAUCUGCCGUGGCAGCUCAGGUGGCCCAGCUCGCUGCGGGUACGUCCGUCGCACAGGUCAGCCUGGAGCGACUUGCAGUCGCACCGACCACACGGAGCCUCGCUGCUUCUUUCGCCUCGACGAUCUGCAUCGUGCGGAGCAUGGUCUCCACCUCCCCUCGUUCGCUAAGAACUUGGCGGCUACCACUGUUCUCCAGGACGAGUUGGUUACUGUCACCCAGCCUGGGGGAGAGCUCGUGGCGAUCUGUACGGACUCACGCACUGGCGAGCACCUCGCCACGUUCACUCAGAGGCAUGGGUCUGGCCUUAACACACUGACCACUGAGUAUGCACAGGAAGCUGAGUUAGGUCCAGUAGCUGCGUCAGGUGAGGUAGCUGCGUCCUGUUCGUGUCGACUCCUCACGCAACCGGCUGUGCUUUGGCACCACCGUCUUGGUCACCCCUCCCAACUGCGUCUGCGCAGCAUGCACUCCCGUCUCCUUGUCUCUGGCCUCCUCAUGUCCCUGCCCCCGCUCCCGAGGUCGCUUGCGCCGCAGUGCCUUACCUGCGUCGAGGGGCGGCAGCGUGCCGCUCCUCACUCCUCCUCGUUUCCUCCGACCACAUCUCCUCUGCAGACCCUCCACAUGGACGUGUGGGGUCCAGCCCGCAUCACUGGACUGGGCAGAGAGCGCUAA